AGAGGGAGAGAGAGAGAGAGUCAUUGGUGAGGUGUUGGUGAGAGAUUAGAGACACUCUGAACAUCUGAAACACAGAGAGAUGACCACAGCAUUGGCGGAGAUUACUGGAUCAUCACUGGAUCAUCACUAGGGACCAUUAAUAAAACAUUUUGUUGCUAGCAAAGGACUCUAAUCUCGUAGAUAAAAAGCCUUUUAAUAAAUGUUUGCUGUACAUGUGUGACAUUAAAGAUGAGAAACUCGCUGGACAGUAAGGAUCCUUAUUGUUGUCUUGGACAGGAUGACUUUCCUUCAGAGGAACCUUUGAGGAACUGAUAUGAAAUCAUGAUUUAGUUCAACUCGAGACUUUGCUUUCUCUCAUAUUUAAGUGCAUGAACAAGUCAACGCAGGGGAGAGAAAAGGCAUCCUGAACACAGAUCAAUCCAGAGCUACUUUGGUCCUCUUUCCCACUUACUGAUUGGUUCUGGCCGGGCAGACUGGCAUGAGCGUGGGCAGGCCCCACCGUUACAACAUUGUGUCAUCGUCAGAGGAGGACGUGUUUCGCCACGGCAACAUGCCCGCCCUCGGAAAUGGCUUUGGCAAUGGCAAAAUCCAGACGCGGCGAAAGCCGCGAUGCCGGUUCGUCAACAAGACGGGCCAGUGCAACAUUAGUUUCGCCCAUAUGGACGAGCAAUCCCAGCGCUACCUCGCUGACAUUUUUACCACCUGUGUGGACAGUCGGUGGCGCUGGAUGUUUCUUCUUUUCUCCCUUGCGUUUGUCAUGUCCUGGCUUGGGUUUGGUUUCAUCUUCUGGCUCAUUGCUUAUGUCCACGGUGACCUAGACCGACCUGCUGGAGAUGACUUUAUACCAUGCGUCAUGCAGGUCAACAGCUUUGUGGCAGCAUUCCUGUUCUCCAUCGAGACACAAACCACGAUCGGCUAUGGAUUCCGCUGCGUGACCGAAGAGUGUCCGCUAGCCGUGUUCACUGUCGUCUUCCAGUCCAUAGUGGGCUGCAUCAUUGAUGCGUUUAUGAUCGGUGCCAUCAUGGCCAAAAUGGCACGGCCUAAGAAACGUGCAGAGACGAUACUGUUUUCACACAACGCCGUCAUCGCUAUGCGUGAUGGGAAGCUAUGCCUGAUGUGGCGGGUCGGAAACUUGAGGAAAAGUCACAUCGUGGAGGCUCACGUGCGGGCACAACUUAUCAAGCCUCGAAUUACGGAGGAGGGAGAGUACAUCCCGUUCGAUCAGAUCGAUAUAAACGUGGGUUAUGACCUAGGUCUCGAUCGCAUCUUCUUAGUUGCUCCCUUAACUAUCCUCCAUGAGAUAAAUGAGGACAGUCCAUUGUAUGGAAUCAGCAAGCAGGAACUGGAAACAUCUGAUUUCGAGAUUGUGGUGAUACUAGAAGGUAUGGUUGAAGCGACCGCAAUGACAGCUCAGGUGCGAAGCUCUUACCUUGCCAGUGAGAUCUUAUGGGGCCAUCGCUUCGAGCCAGUGGUUUUUGAGGAACGGAGCCAAUAUAAGGUGGACUACUCGCACUUUCAUAAGACGUACCAGGUGCCCUCAACGCCACACUGCAGCGCCAAAGACAUGGAGGAGAACAAGUCGCUAGAGUCAGCUGCCAACUUUUGUUAUGAGAAUGAAUUGGCCUUCAUCAGCAAAGAUGAAGAGGAGCAAGAGGACGAAAGUGCUGAGAGGGGAACUGAGCUAGAGACUCUAUCUGCCAAUCUGAACUCUGAUCAGAGAUCAUACCACAAAGAAUCAGAAAUAUGACCUUUCGUCUUCAUGACCCCUUUGAUGACUUUAUUGUAGAACUCCUAUCCUUUAAGUGUUGGUUGUCAUGGGUAGAGAUACAUGUGAGUGCCAUAUUAAACCUUGACCCACUGCCCUAGAGCCAUGCUGUAGCCAAGGGCAGGUCAAGAAAAGAAAGUGCUUUUUGUUGGAAAUGCGAGGCCUUCCUGUAGGAAAACUUGAAAUAAUAUAGACUAUCUGUUUCAUAAUGUAGUUUAAAGUGAUAGCUUUAAGUAGUAUCAUUAUGCAAUACUAAAAGCUAGCCUGGGUGCCACACUUGCUAAAUAAUUCUUGUAAACAAAAUUUGCACAGACUAGUUUGUUAACCACAAGCUUGUAUAUUGAGUAGAACACAACACACUUUGUUUGAUGUGACUCACAGCAAUAAAAUUACUUUUACAUACAUAUAUAUAUAAUAUAUAUUUAUUUCAUUUUUCAUAAAGACAUACAAGUAUGGUACAUUUCAAUGUAUCAAGUAACGGACUGCUGGGUGCAACAAACACCAAAAUAGAUGCUGAAUUACUGCUAACGGACAAUGACUAAGAUGGCUCCCAGGCUAGCAACUAGCACAAUAACAAACACUUUAUUCAGUAGAAAUUGAGUAUACUGUAUAUAUUGAGUAUGUGAAACGGGUGAAAGAGAAUGAAUAAUGGUAUAGUAGUAUAUUUUUAAACUGGAUGAUGGUAGCUUUUUCCACAACAUCCCAUUAUUCAUACUCGAGACAAAUACUCUUCUAUAAGACUGUACACACACACACACACACACACACACACACACACACA
Messenger RNA from Paramisgurnus dabryanus, 2546 nucleotides. The record is from RefSeq and is a predicted model, not a curated record. Lineage: Eukaryota; Metazoa; Chordata; Actinopteri; Cypriniformes; Cobitidae.